Prorocentrum cordatum is the source of this 732-nucleotide messenger RNA. Lineage: Eukaryota; Dinophyceae; Prorocentrales; Prorocentraceae. The record is from the annotation of a GenBank genome assembly.
AUGGGUGCCGGCGUGCAAACUCAGUUCACUUGCGAGGACGCCUGUGUGCAAACUCAGUUCACUUCAAUGGAUGCUGGCGUGCAUACUCAGUUCACUUUGAAGGACGCCUGUGUGCAAACUCAGCUCACUUUCCAGGGCGCCGUCAAAACGUGGAUUGACAGGAGCACUGCCCAGAAGGGGUUCACUGGCCAGAUUGCGCUGCAGUAUUUAAUCCAGGGGCUUGAAUUAUUCGUAGACCUCAUGACAGAGCCAAUGACCAUCCCAAAACAUCAUGUAUCAUUUUGGUUCCAUUCUUUGUUCAACCUCACGGAUCAUGUUCAGUCGUUUCUGGGAGAACUUUUGGAUUGUCUCAAAUCUCACCGUUUCGUGACGGGGAAAAUGGACCGUGCCGAGGAGGCCAGGUUUAAAGCUCCAGGGUACAUUGUCGAUUGUUUUAGUUUUGUUCCAGACGGACUCUUCGAGAGUGCCAGUCGCGCAGACCCGCGGAGACUCGCAGCAUACACCCGGAGACUACAGCACAUGUGGGAGCCCCAAGAGCUCAGAAUUACGUCGCCACGUGGACGAAUCGCCUCUCCGUCGGGGUCGUCGUCUGUCCGUGUCGCUUCGGAUGUGAUAGCCAAGACUGGACAUCAAAAGUUGGUUCCCGAAUCUUCCCAAAGCAUUCGAGUUUCUCCCGAUAACGGUGGGAGCUCUAGAGGUAGCCGCAAAGGCAGAGGCAAAGGCAAACGAUAG